This is a messenger RNA of Exophiala dermatitidis NIH/UT8656, 993 nucleotides long. RefSeq names its product pyrroline-5-carboxylate reductase. The coding region runs from base 1 to 993 and encodes 330 amino acids. Lineage: Eukaryota; Fungi; Ascomycota; Eurotiomycetes; Chaetothyriales; Herpotrichiellaceae. Gene Ontology annotation, molecular function: pyrroline-5-carboxylate reductase activity. Gene Ontology annotation, biological process: L-proline biosynthetic process. The transcript has 2 exons. The record is from RefSeq and is a predicted model, not a curated record.
AUGUCCACAAUCCCUAAUGAGCUCCAACAGAAGAAGGCAACUCUUCUGAUCAUCGGCGGCGGCCGACUGGGUACCGCUGUUCUCCAGGGUCUGUUGUCCAACCCAGACACUGCAGGCCUGCUUUCGCGCAUAGUGGUCGCGGUAAGAUCUGAAGGCACGCAAAAUCGAUUGCAACGACUGCUUCGCUCCUCUCUAAGCAGCAGGUGCGUGGAUGACAGCCAGGUGCGGACGAGCGUCAUCCUGUCAGACUCAACACCAGCAGCGAUUGAGCAUGCCGACAUAAUCUUCCUGGCAUGCGGCCAUAAUGACUGCGAACAGUCACUAGCCAGGCAGUCCAUUAAGGACGCAUUCCGGCGAAGGCUUGGAAAGCAGACAAUCGUCAGCUUUAUGGGCGGCGUGACGAUUGACACACUCAGGCAUAUCCUAUUCACCGAAAAAGGACAACCGCCUCUGCAGACAGAAACGGCUUGCUGCAUAUUACGUGCUCUGCCGAAUGUAGCAGCUAAGUUCAACCAAUCCAUCACAGCUGUCGCACGCGUCUCGGAGAGUUCCGCAGCCGAGAGAAGCAAAGAUAUCCACGAAUCGAGAACAGAGACCAUCUUGCGCCUUUUCGGGACCGUGAUAUGGACAGCAGAGCAGGAUAUCAACGCUGCUGGCGCACUCUGCGCCUCGUCUCUUGCUUACUACGCAACUAUAAUUGAGGCCGUGGCCGAAGGCGGCAGAGGCCAGAACAGCGCGAUCAGCCGCGAGACCGCACUCCAGCUGAGCGCGCAGGCGGCCAAAGGGGCGGCUCGGUUGAUCGAGGCCGGAGAGACGCCUGAACAGAUCCGAGCAGCCAUUGUCAGCCCUGGAGGCUCCACUGCCCGGGGAAUCCAAGCCAUGAAAGACAGGCAAAUUGCACCACUCCUCCGUGAGGCCAUUUUCGAAACAUCUGGGGCAGCCGACGAUCUUUCGACGAACGCAGUUAGAUCAAGCUCAGAAACAAGCCAUUAA